GUUGCCUUUUACCACCAUCAUGGUCUAAGCGUUCGACAUGGUCGAAGACCGUCGGACGGGGAAUAGACACUGCAAAACCGCACAGUAACGGUGUUCAGAGCACUGGAUGCGUGAGCAGCUACCCAUGAAUGUGAUCGGCAACUACACAUGCUCGUCGGCGGCGUCCUCGCACUCGGGGAGGGGCUUUGAUCAGGGGCCGAUCUGCCCCCACGUCCAGCCUACGCCGCCGCAGCAACAUUGCUCGCAUUCCUACCCACUCGAUGGUGCCCUCAGUGCGCCCCCCUGGAUGCUUUACACUGAAGAACGUCCUGUACGACUGCGAAUGCAUCGGUGCCACCCCGCCCCUAUAAUAUAAGGGGCAGCAGUACUUUCCCCUGGCGCUCCGAAUGCGCCGUCAUGCCGCCAAUCCCUCCCCCAUUCCACAUAGCUGCCGUCGACGAGCACGCUCGGAGUGUCAUUCUCGACGCUCCUGGUGCCAGCAUCUAUACCGUCGGGCGUCCGCGGACACCGCGGAUGCGCGCGACAACAGUGGUCGAGCAUUGCGAUGCGCAAGCGUUGCUUGCCGGAAUCAAUCACGCCCGAUUUACGGCGACGUCGAGCAAUGUGUGGUGACAGUGCCCAUAGCACGCCACCAGCAUCCCCCCCAGCCCCUUUAUGAGUACAUAUGGCUUCCCGGGCCUUCUGGGUAUGCACGGUCUCGGUCCCUUCACACAGGCUCGAGCACGUACAGCCCAACUCCCUGCGAAGGAACGUAG
This is a messenger RNA of Schizophyllum commune H4-8, 755 nucleotides long. RefSeq lists its product as uncharacterized. The coding region runs from base 387 to 755 and encodes 122 amino acids. NCBI's taxonomy places the organism in Eukaryota, Fungi, Basidiomycota, Agaricomycetes, Agaricales, Schizophyllaceae. The record is from RefSeq and is a predicted model, not a curated record. The transcript is spliced from 2 exons.